UUUCAUCUCUAUAUUUUAGGUUGACUGCUUCUCUUCUUCUGCAAGAAACCAGAAAAAAAGAGAGAGGAAAAAAAAGAGAUUAGGGAUGGGUUUCUUGGAGUUGUUGGAGGUGGCUUCAAUGCCAAUCGUUCAAGUUCUUCUUAUCAGCGUCCUUGGCGCUUUCUUGGCUACAGAUUACUGCUCUCUUCUCUCUGCUGACACCAGAAGAUCCGUGAACAAGCUCGUUUUCGUGGUCUUCACCCCCUGCAUCAUGUUUGCCAACCUUGCCCAGACUGUCACGUUACAGGACAUUAUUUCAUGGUGGUUUAUGCCCAUAAAUGUUGGAAUCACCUUUCUAGUCGGAGGCAUUCUUGGAUGGCUGUUAGUCAAGCUGCUAAACCCCAAACCUCAGCUUCAUGGCCUCAUAAUUGCUACAUGUGCCUCAGGCAAUAUGGGAAACCUUAUGCUUAUUCUGGUCCCUGCCAUCUGUGACGAGGAAGGCAGUCCUUUUGGGAAUCGGAGUGUCUGCAGAUCCGUUGGACUCUCCUAUGCAUCUUUUUCUAUGGCCCUCGGGGGUUUCUACAUAUGGACGUACAGUUACCAACUGGUGAGAAGUUCUGCUACACAGUUUAAAGCUCUUCCAGCGGCCGGGUUGGUCAAGUCUCCCAACAAGGAUAUCGACUCUGAUCCCCACACUCUUCUCCUCAAGCCGCAUCAAAACCAAGACCUUGAAAUACAAGGCAAACAAAAAGUGUCUACGAGUUCAUAUAUCAAGAACUUGCUACAUCAGAUUCUUGAGGAACUCUUCGCACCACCCACCAUUGGCGCCAUUCUUGGCUUCGUCUUCGGAGCAACCAAUUGGCUAAGGAAUCUUAUAAUCGGAGAGAAUGCCCCGUUGCGAGUCAUCCAAGACUCAAUAAAGCUGCUUGGGGACGGCACAAUUCCUUGCAUCACACUCAUACUGGGGGGAAACCUGAUUCAGGGCCUGCGGUCUUCAGCCGUGAAGACAUCAGUGAUUGUGGGAGUGACCUGUGUGCGCUAUAUCAUCCUUCCAGUGGUGGGAGUCGGGGUGGUCCAGUUAGCAGGAAAUCUAGGCUAUCUUCCUUCGGACCCUCUCUUCCGAUACGUUCUCAUGCUACAGUUCACACUGCCGCCUGCCAUGAAUAUCAGCACAAUGGCACAGCUGUUCGAUGUGGCUCAAGAGGAGUGCUCGGUCAUCUUCUUGUGGACCUAUUUGGUUGCAUCCUUAGCCCUCACCGUAUGGUCAACCAUCUUCCUCUCCAUCCUCUCCUGAAUCUGAUUUGAAAAGAGAGAAGGAGUUUGUCGGUCUUUGUAUGGAUCGUUUUGAUUUGUUGAUACUCUCAUCUCAUAUCAUAUGUAGCUAAGUAAUUUUAUUUCGUUCUCACAUGUUACCAAAACAAAACAGAAAGACAAAAGAAUCUGUUUCACAUAAGCCAAUGAGCGUUUGUGUGGACUAUUUUUACUUGAGAUUAAAAAAAAAGAAAAAAAGAAGAGGAAUUAAUGAUGGGUGGGCUCAAAGAGAGAAAGAGAAAGCGGAAAGCCCAAAUAGGGGAGAGGCGUGUCCAGUCAAGUUGGCCACAGAAGGAAGGAGACGUGCGCGCGCUGCAUCUUCCACGUUACUUUGCUUCAAUUGGUUCAAAGCUCUUCAAUCAUUUUGCUGAAACUUCUACAUUCAUAUCUUCACACCUGUCCGCUCCUCCUUGCCUAUCCUUUAUUUUUUUCUUUCUAAUUAUUGAUUUGGGUUUUAUUAAUCUGGGAUUAUACUAUAUUAAUAUUCGAAUUCAACA
Molecule: messenger RNA, 1787 nt
Organism: Capsella rubella
Lineage: Eukaryota; Viridiplantae; Streptophyta; Magnoliopsida; Brassicales; Brassicaceae
Product: protein PIN-LIKES 7
Exons: 8
Coding region: 86-1273 (395 amino acids)
Biological process (GO): endoplasmic reticulum to cytosol auxin transport
Cellular component (GO): membrane
Source: RefSeq, a predicted model, not a curated record